This is a messenger RNA of Dipodomys ordii (Ord's kangaroo rat), 10386 nucleotides long. RefSeq names its product REV3-like, polymerase (DNA directed), zeta, catalytic subunit (gene Rev3l). Gene Ontology annotation, cellular component: zeta DNA polymerase complex; nucleus. The transcript has 32 exons. The record is from RefSeq and is a predicted model, not a curated record. Gene Ontology annotation, biological process: double-strand break repair via homologous recombination; error-prone translesion synthesis. The coding region runs from base 227 to 9361 and encodes 3044 amino acids. Lineage: Eukaryota; Metazoa; Chordata; Mammalia; Rodentia; Heteromyidae. Gene Ontology annotation, molecular function: nucleotide binding; DNA binding; DNA-directed DNA polymerase activity.
CAGAAUAAAAACCAAGACAAGCCACAUAAAAGCAACCUAAAAAUUAAACUGUCAUCAUAUUAUUUGUUUUAAAACUAUGGAAUAAUAUAUCUGAGGAAGAUUACUCUCAAAAUUGUUUUUCUCAAUUUCAAGUCAGAAGACAUGUCUUCAUCUACAUGGCAUCUUUCCUUACCUCUAUGUGCCAUACGAUGGUUAUGGACAACAGCCAGAAAGCUAUCUUUCUCAGAUGGCAUUCAGUAUCGACAGAGCACUUAAUGUGGCUUUAGGCAAUCCAUCUUCCACUGCUCAGCAUGUGUUCAAAGUGUCAUUAGUAUCAGGAAUGCCUUUUUAUGGAUAUCAUCAGAAGGAAAGACACUUCGUGAAGAUCUAUCUUUACAAUCCUGCAAUGGUGAAAAGGAUAUGUGAACUUUUGCAAAGUGGAGCCAUAAUGAAUAAAUUUUACCAGCCCCAUGAAGCGCAUAUUCCCUACCUCCUACAACUCUUCAUUGACUACAAUCUUUAUGGAAUGAACUUAAUAAACCUGGCUGCUGUCAAGUUCCGAAAAGCAAGAAGGAAAAAUGGUGUAUCCAAUGCAACUGGAUCAUGCAAAGAUCAGUCAUCAGGAAAUUCUCCAGCUAGUACUUUAUUUCAGUGGAAGGAAGAAGAAAUACCAAGCUCUUUAUUACUAGAAGGAGUUGAACCACAGAGUACAUGUGAAUUAGAAGUGGAUGCGGUAGCAGCUGACAUCUUAAAUCGGUUGGAUAUUGAGGCUCAAAUUGGUGGAAACCCCGGUCUCCAAGCCAUAUGGGAAGAUGAAAAGCAACGGCGAAGAAACAGAAAUGAAAUUUCUCAAAUUAGCCAACCUGAAUCACAAGAUCGCAGGUUGAUGCCAUCAACAGAAAGUGAAAAAAAAUUUCAGAAGAGACUUCAAGAAAUUCUCAAGCAAAAUGACUUUUCUUUAACAUUAUCAGGAUCUAUGGACAACAGUGAUGGAUCCCAAGAAUUUUCUGCUGAGUUAACAUUACACUCUGACAUUCUCACUCCUGAAAUGCUACAGUGUACUCCAGCCAAUAUGAUAGAAGUUCACAAGGACACAGAGUUGAACAAAGAUCAUACUAGACAUAAAGUGGAAAAUGCACUUAUUAAUGAAGAAGCAAUUUUGAAUCUCAUGGAAAAUAGUCAGACUUUUCAACCUUUGACACAAAGACUGAGUGAGUCACCUGUUUUCAUAGGCAGUAGUCCUGAUGAGUCUCUGGUACAUCUUCUUGCUGGCUUGGAAAGUGAUGGAUAUCAAGAGGGAAGAAAUAGGCUGUCAUCACCAUGUCGCCCCUUUGGUCAUACGAAAAAUCCCCAAAAUAGUGAUGAUGAAGAAAAUGAACCACAGAUUGAAAAAGAGGAAAUGGAGCUUAGUUUGGUGAUGUCCCAGAGAUGGGAUAACAAUAUUGAAGAACAUUGUACCCAAAAGAGUUCACUGUGCAGAAACGCCCACAGAAGUUCAACCGAAGAUGAUGAUUCAUCUUCAGAAGAUGAAAUGGAAUGGAGUGAUAACAGUUUGCUUCUUGCCAAUCUUUCUAUACCUCAGUUAGAUGGAACUGCAGAUGAAAACAGUGACAAUCCACUGAAUAAUGAAAGUUCUAGAACCCAUUCUUCUGUGAUUGCAACAAGCAAGCUAUCAGUUAAGCCUUCCAUCUUUCACAAAGAUGCUGCUACAUUAGAACCCCCAUCUUCUGCUAAGAUUACAUUUCAGUGUAAACACACAAGUGCCCUUUCUUCCCACGUUUUGAACAAGGAAGACUUAAUUGAAGACCUUUCACAGUCAAACAAUGUAGAAAAAGUUAUAGAUAAUUCAGUCUCUUCUUUUGCAAAUGAAAGCACUUACUCUAUGAAAUAUGGAUCUUUAAGCAGUGGUGUACACUCAGAAAACUCUCAUAAAGAGAUUUGUAAGAAAGAUAUCCUUCCAAUAUCUUCGUGUGAACGUAAUAUUUUUGACUAUGAAGAAGAUAUUCCAUCUGUUACAAGACAAGUACCAAGUAGAAAGUAUUCAAAUGUUAGAAAGAUUGAAAAGGAUGCUCCUUUUAUACACAUAAACCGUCACACAAGCGAGAAUACAUUGGGUAAAAACUCUUUCAGUUUUUCUGAUUUAAAUCACUCAAAAAAUAAAUCAGCCCCUGAAGGAAAUGGAAAAGGAAGCAGCACAUCUCUGAAUAGUUUAUUUUCCUCAUCAUUAAGUGAAAAUUGUGACUCGCUAUCAUGCUCAGGGGAGAAUAGAACUGUGGCACAUUCUCUUGAUAACAUUGCUGAUGAGAGUGGACUAAAUAAACUUAAAAUCAGAUAUGAAGAAUUUCAAGAACAUAAACCAGAAAAGCCAAGUCUCAGCCAGCAAGCAGCACAUUAUAUGUUUUUUCCCAGUGUUGUUCUUUCUAAUUGUCUCACUAGACCACAAAAACUUUCUCCUGUCACAUAUAAACUACAAGCUGGCAGUAAAGCAUCCCGGCUAAAAUUGAAUAAAAGGAAACUUGUGGGUCAUCAGGAGAUUUCUACCAAAAGUAAUGAGACUGAAACCACAAAAAAUAGUUGUGUGCAAAAUAAUCCAUAUAAUAGCAAUCCUGAGAAAAAUAAUGCUUUGGCCAGUGAUGUAAUUAAAGCCACUUGUGGAACUUUUGAAAACAAAACAUCUACAGACAAUUUUUUAGACUGUCACUUUGGAGAUGGAACCUUAGAAACUGAACAGUCCUUUGGACUGUAUGGAAAUAAAUACACACUUCGGGCCAAACGCAAGGUAAAUUAUGAAACUGAAGAUAGUGAGUCAAGUUUUGUAACACAUAACACAAAAAUUAGCCUACCUCAUGCCAUGGAAAUCAGUGAAAGUUUAGAUGGAACUCUCAAAUCUCGAAAACGAAGAAAAAUGUCUAAAAAGCUGCCCCCUGUCAUUAUUAAGUAUAUUAUUAUUAAUAGAUUUAGAGGGAGGAAAAAUAUGCUUGUGAAGCUAGGAAAAGUAGACUCUAAAGAAAAACAAGUAAUAUUAACAGAGGAAAAAAUGGAACUAUAUAAAAAACUUGCACCUUUGAAGGAUUUUUGGCCAAAAGUUCCUGAUUCCCCUGCAACCAAAUAUCCCAUUUAUCCACUAACGCCAAAGAAAAGUCACAGAAGAAAAUCAAAACAUAAGUCUGCUAAGAAAAGAAAUGGUAAACAACAAAGGACAAAUAGUGAAAAUAUUAAAAGAACUUUAUCUUUCAGGAAAAAGCGAUCCCAUGCUGUUCUUUCUCCUCCUUCACCAUCUUAUAAUGCUGAAACCGAAGACUGUGACUUAACUUAUAGUGAUGUUAUGUCUAAACUAGGUUUUCUUUCUGAGAGAAGCACAAGCCCUAUCAAUUCUUCUCCACCUCGCUGCUGGUCUCCCACAGAUCCAAGAGCUGAAGAAAUUAUAGCUGCUGCAGAAAAAGAAACAAUGCUUUUUAAGAGUCCUACUGCAUUAAAUUGUAAGACAGCUAAUUCUCGUGUAGGAAAAAAUAGUCGGCCGAGAACGCAAGCUAAGAAAUCAAAAACAAAGCUUGUUAAUUCUUCUGUAGUUACUAAGAAGAGAAACAAACGGAAACAGACACAUAAACUAGUAGAUGAUGGAAAAAAGAAGCCAAGAGCCAAACAGAAACAAAAAACAAAUGAGAAAAGUACAUCAAGAAAACACAUAAUGCUUAAGGAUGAGAAAAUAAAACCUCAGUCUGGUACUGAAGUUAAGUUUAUGCUAAAGCAUCAGAAUAUUUCUGAGCUCACAAAUAGUUCUAGCUCUCAAGUACUUCUUAAGCAGAAAGAGGUGUGCCUCACAGGCUCUUCUACAGAUCAUCCCCUUACUGCUCCACAGCCUAUGGGAAUCAAUGCACAACAGAAGUUAUCUGGAUGCUUUUCUUCAUUUUUAGAAAGCAAAAAGUCUAUAGAUUUGCAGACAUUCCCUAGUUCACUAGAUGAGUUUCAUUCAUCAGUUGUUUGUGGAUCUAUAGCACCUGGAAUCUCAAAAAUUAAUAUUCAGAGGUCUCAUAAUCAAAGUGCUAUGUUUUCUCUAAAGGAAUCAACCUUGAUUCAAAAAAAUAUAUUUGACCUUUCCAACCAUUUGUCUCAGGUUGCACAAAGUUCACAGAUGUCUUCAAGUGUAAUGUCUCCAAAGAUAGAAGAGAAUACAAAUACAAAGAAAAAUUAUAUGCCAUCUAUUGGGAAGUUAAGUGAGUAUCAUAAUACCCUAGAAUCAAAAUCAGACCAGAUCUAUGCUCCUAAUUUUUUGCAUUGCAAAGAUAGUCAGCAGCAGAUUGUGUGCAUGACAGAACAAUCAAAACAUAGUGAAGCUAGUUCUCCCCGAAAUGUAGCUUCUGAAGAAGGCCAGAUGCCUAAUAAUUGCAUUGUAACUUCCUUAAGAAGUCCAGUCAAACAAAUGGCAUGGGAGCAGAAACAAAGGGGCUUUAUUUUAGAUAUGUCAAAUUUUAAACCUGACAAAGUAAAACAAAGGUCAUUGUCGGAAGCAAUUUCACCAACUAAAACACUUUCUCAUUGUAAAAAUCAAAAUAUGUCAACACCGUCAUCUUUUGGUGAAGGACAGUCUGGACUAGCAGUUCUAAAAGAAUUGUUACAAAAAAGACAGCUGAAAGCACAAAAUUCAAAUAUUACACAAGACCAAUUAUCUAAUAAACAUCAACCAAACAGAAAUAUUUCUGGUUCCCUCGAACAUAAUAAAGCAAAUAAACGGACACGAUCAGUAACAUCUCCAAGAAAACCUCGUACUCCCAGAAGUACAAAACCUAAAGAAAAAACUGCCAAACAUCUAAAAGUAGAGUCUCUAAAUUUACAAAACUCUGGCCAGUUAGAUAAUUCAUUGUCAGAUGAUAGUCCCAUCUUUUUUUCAGAUCCAGGUUUUGAAAGUUGUUAUUCCCUUGAAGAUAGUUUGUCUCCUGAACAUAAUUAUAAUUUUGAUAUUAACACAAUAGGUCAAACUGGAUUUUGUAGCUUAUAUUCUGGCAGUCAGUUUGUUCCAGCUGAUCCCAAUUUGCCUCAAAAGUUUCUAAGUGAUGCUGUUCAGGAUCUCUUCCCAGGACAAGCUAAAGAAAAAAAUGAAUUUUUAAGUCAUGACAACCAGAAGUGUGAUGAAGAGAAGCAUCAUGUUUCUGACUCAGCCUCAUGGAUUAGAUCUGGAAAUUUAAGUCCUGAACUUUUUGAGAAAUCGUCCAUAGAUUGCAAUGAGAGUCAUCGCCACAACCAAUGGAAAAAUAGCUUUCAUCCUCUAACAACUCGAUCUAAUUCAAUAAUGGAUUCUUUCUGUGUCCAGCAAGCAGAGGACUGUCUCAGUGAAAAAUCCAGAUUAAAUAGGAGUACAGUGAGCAAAGAAGUGUUUCUUAACCUCCCACAACCAAGCAAUUCAGACUGGCUUCAAGGUCAUAAUAGGAAAGAAUUGAGGCAGUCUCUUGACUCGGUUAAUACCUCUUUUACUACAAUACUUUCCUCCCCUGAUGGUGAGCUUGUGGAUGCAGCCUCUGAAGAUUUAGAAUUGUAUGUUUCAAGAAACAAUGAUAUAUUGACACCAAGUCCUGAUAGUUCACCAAGGUCUACUAGUUCUCCUUUACAAUCUAAAAAUGGCAGUUUCACCUCUCGCACUGCUCAUAUUCUGAAACCACUUAUGUCACCACCAAGUAGAGAAGAAAUUGUAGCAACUUUGUUGGAUCAUGACCUUUCUGAGACUAUAUACCAGGAACCAUUUUGCAGUAAUCCUUCUGAUGUACCAGAAAAACCCAGGGAGAUUGGUGGACGGCUCCUUAUGGUAGAAACUCGACUUCCAAAUGAUCUGGCAGAGUUUGAAGGAGACUUUUCCUUGGAAGGACUUCGUUUGUGGAAAACAGCCUUCUCAGCAAUGACUCAGAAUCCCAGACCAGGGUCACCUGUUUGUAAUGGCCAAGCAAUUGUCAAUAAAGGGUCAAGUAAUAGCCAUAAAAUGGUUGAAGAUAAAAAAAUUGUGAUUAUGCCUUGUAAAUGUGCCCCAAGUCGACAACUGGUUCAAGCAUGGCUUCAAGCCAAAGAAGAAUAUGAACAUUAUAAAAAAUUCCCUAAGACUGAGCCAAUUGUAAAAUGUGCUGAGCAGUUCAGUUCAUUAGUUAAUCCAGAUGAGAAACCUAUAGUGCUUCCACAAAUGGAUGUAAGUCCACAUUUACUUCCCUCUGCAUCACAUACCAAGGAGCUUAUUGCUCAUUCUCAGAUUGCUUUAGUAGCACCAACCACGGGAUGUAGUCAGAUGUUGUUACCAAUUGCCCCUACAGAUAAUCCUGAGAAAGAAGAUGAUGACAGUAGCUAUUAUGUUAAUGAUAGCUCCCCUGAUUCUUCAGUAAUUCCCCCUUGGCAACAAGCAGCAUCCCCAAAUUUCAAAGCAUUAUGUGGAGAUGAUAGACCUUCAUCAACCGUAGAGGAACUAUGUUCUCUGGCUGUUGAGAACUUCGUAAAGCCAAUAAAAGAUGAUAUACACAAAAGCCCUUGUAGUGAGCCUCAGCAGCCACUAAUGAUCUCUCCAAUUAAUGCUAAGGCAAGAACUGAGAAAUGUGAAUCAUUUUGCCUUCAUAGUACACCAAUUAUACAGAGAAAACUUCUGGAAAGGCUUCCUGAAGCAACUGACCUUAGCCCUUUAUCAACAGAACCAAAAACACAGAAGUUGAGUAAUAAGAAAGGAAGUAAUACUGACACUCUUAGAAGAGUACUCUUAACAACUCAGACGAAGAAUCAGUUUGCAGCAGUAAAUUCCCCCAAGAAAGAAACGUCUCAGAUUGAUGGACCAUCUUUGAACAACACUUACGGUUUCAAAGUCAGCAUACAAAACUUACAGGAGGCAAAAGCUUUACAUGAGACACAAAAUCUUACCCUAAUCAGUGUGGAGUUACAUGCUCGAACUAGAAGAGAUUUGGAACCAGAUCCUGAGUUUGAUCCAAUCUGUGCCUUGUUCUACUGUAUUUCAUCAGACAGUCCACUCCCAGAUACAGAAAAAACAGAACUCACUGGUGUAAUAGUGAUUGAUAAAGAUAAAACAGUCUUUGGUCAAGAUAUCAGAUAUCAGACCCCAUUGCUUAUCAGAUCUGGAAUUACAGGACUAGAAGUUACAUAUGCUGCUGAUGAGAAGGCACUCUUUCAAGAAAUUGCAAAUAUAAUGAAGAGGUAUGAUCCUGAUAUUCUUUUAGGAUAUGAGAUUCAAAUGCAUUCCUGGGGCUACCUUUUACAAAGAGCCGCUGCUUUAAGUGUUGACUUAUGUCAGAUGAUCUCUCGAGUACCAGAUGACAAAAUUGAGAACAGAUUUUCAGCUGAAAGAGAUGACUAUGGAUCAGAUACAAUGAGUGAAAUAAAUAUUGUUGGUCGAAUCACACUAAAUCUUUGGAGAAUCAUGAGAAAUGAGGUGGCUCUAACUAACUACACCUUUGAAAAUGUGAGCUUUCAUGUUCUUCACCAGCGUUUUCCCCUAUUUACCUUUCGCGUCUUGUCAGAUUGGUUUGAUAACAAGACAGAUCUAUACAGAUGGAAAAUGGUUGAUCAUUAUGUUAGCCGUGUCCGUGGAAAUCUCCAAAUGUUAGAACAACUGGACCUAAUUGGGAAAACCAGUGAAUUGGCUAGACUUUUUGGCAUUCAAUUUUUACAUGUACUGACAAGGGGUUCACAGUACCGUGUGGAAUCAAUGAUGUUGCGUAUUGCUAAACCAAUGAACUAUAUUCCUGUGACACCCAGUGUUCAACAGCGUUCUCAAAUGAGAGCCCCACAGUGUGUUCCCCUAAUUAUGGAGCCUGAAUCUCGCUUCUAUAGCAAUUCUGUUCUCGUUUUGGACUUUCAGUCAUUAUAUCCUUCUAUUGUGAUUGCAUACAACUACUGUUUUUCCACUUGCCUUGGCCAUGUGGAAAACUUGGGAAAGUAUGAUGAGUUCAAAUUUGGCUGUACCUCUCUAAAAGUACCUCCAGAUUUACUUUACCAAAUUAGGCAUGAUAUCACAGUAUCCCCCAAUGGAGUAGCUUUUGUCAAGCCUUCAGUAAGAAAGGGUGUCCUACCAAGAAUGCUUGAAGAAAUUUUGAAGACUAGAUUCAUGGUGAAGCAGUCAAUGAAGGCUUACAAGCAAGACAGGGCCCUUUCACGAAUGCUCAAUGCACGUCAACUAGGACUAAAGCUGAUAGCAAAUGUCACAUUUGGCUAUACAUCUGCUAAUUUUUCUGGACGAAUGCCUUGCAUUGAGAUUGGUGACAGUAUUGUUCACAAAGCCAGAGAAACUUUGGAAAGAGCAAUUAAACUGGUGAAUGAUACCAAGAAAUGGGGUGCUAGAGUUGUAUAUGGUGAUACUGACAGUAUGUUUGUGCUACUGAAAGGAGCCACUAAGGAGCAGUCUUUUAAGAUUGGUCAAGAAAUUGCUGAAGCUGUAACUGCUACCAAUCCUAAACCAGUGAAAUUGAAGUUUGAAAAGGUAUAUUUGCCCUGUGUGUUACAAACAAAAAAGAGGUAUGUGGGUUAUAUGUAUGAAACACUGGACCAAAAGGAACCAGUAUUCGAUGCAAAAGGAAUAGAAACUGUUAGAAGAGAUUCUUGCCCUGCUGUUUCUAAGAUACUUGAACGUUCUCUAAAGCUGCUGUUUGAAACAAGAGAUAUAAGUCUAAUUAAGCAGUAUGUUCAGCGACAAUGUAUGAAACUUCUGGAAGGAAAGGCCAGCAUACAAGAUUUUAUCUUUGCCAAGGAAUACAGAGGAAGUUUUUCUUACAAACCUGGAGCUUGUGUUCCAGCUCUAGAACUUACAAGGAAAAUGCUUGCUUAUGACCGGCGUUCUGAACCUCGUGUUGGGGAACGAGUGCCAUAUGUCAUUAUUUAUGGAACUCCUGGAGUUCCACUUAUCCAGCUGGUAAGGCGCCCAGCAGAAGUUCUUCAGGAUCCAACUCUGAGGCUGAAUGCCACUUACUAUAUCACUAAGCAGAUCCUCCCACCCCUGGCAAGAGUCUUCUCACUUAUUGGUAUUGAUGUCUUCAGCUGGUAUCAUGAGUUACCGAGGAUCCAGAAAACUACCAACUCCUCUCACAGUGAACCUGAAGGACGAAAAGGCACUAUUUCACAGUAUUUCACUACUUUACACUGUCCUGUGUGCGAUGACCUGACUCAGCAUGGCAUCUGUAGUAAAUGUCGGAGCCAGCCUCAACAUGUUGCAAUCAUUCUCAACCAAGAAAUUCGAGAAUUGGAACGAAAACAGGAGCAACUUGUAAAGAUAUGCAAGAACUGUACAAGUUCCUUUGACCGACAUAUCCCAUGUGUUUCUCUGAACUGUCCAGUACUUUACAAACUCUCUCGAGUAAAUAGAGAAUUAUCCAAGGCACCAUAUCUCCGGCAAUUACUAGACCAGUUUUAAAUUAUUAAUAUCUCAGAAUUCCAGGUGCUAUUUGUUCAGUGUUUACCACUAAGCUGUCAUGCAUGGUGCUUCCUCAACUUUCAUCAAGGAUGUUCAUUGUCUGUCUGUUAUCUGAAGACUAUGAAGACUUUUAUGUUAACUGAAUUAGAAGUUAUACUCAUUGAUCUCAGAGUAACUCACUUCUUACAAUGUACAAAUUCCUCAUUCUUUCACAUUGUUUUAUAAAGCAGGUGUUGAAUUUGCCUCCAGUAUGUGUACCACCUUGUAAAUCCAUUUGAACAGAUCAUGUUUACUUCCCUGUGGAAGGAACACUUUGAAAACCUCUUAAAGAAAUACCAUUUGUGUGUUUUCCUUGAACUUCUGUAUCAAGAUGUGUUGCUUAGAAAUAUCCAUUCAAUUUAUAAUUUUGACUGCAAAAUAUUUUGUAAAUAUACUUUUUUACUUUUCAAACAACUGAGUAAAAUAAUGUGCAAUGAAUUUUUAUACAAAUGAUUUUCAAGUUGUUUGGUAUAUUUCCUCUAGGUUUUGCUUGACUCAAAAGUAGAUUUGUUAUUUUGAUCAGACUGUGGAAACAAAUAGUACCAUGUGUAGCAUUUUGAAACAUUAUUUUCUAAAAAACAAAAACAAAAAAAUGCUGUCUUGCUUUAUUAGCUAUUAAUGGGGCGUUGUGAGGAACUGUGCAAAGACAUUUUUGUUACAAACCUGUGGGCCUGUUGCAAUACUUUAAAAAUAAAAAAUUUUAUUCCAUCUUUGCUUGUUUUGUAUAGACAUUUCUAUUGCUUCUAAAUAUGCUCAAAAUACUUUCUCUCCUUAAGUAUUGUACAGUUAUGUAUUGUACAGUUAAUCUCGUUUGCCGCCAUCUUGGACACAAAAUGUGUGUUUAGAAUAUUUGUAUAACUGUAUAAAAUUUAAAAGGAAUUAUGUGGUCAGCGCAUUGUUUUUUAAACUGGAAAUCAUUUUGUUUUAAGAGUUAAUAAUGAAAACCAUAUUAAAAUUGAAUAAAAUAUGAAAUAUAAAAAAUGAAA